Messenger RNA from Aspergillus saccharolyticus JOP 1030-1, 660 nucleotides. RefSeq lists its product as uncharacterized. The record is from RefSeq and is a predicted model, not a curated record. NCBI's taxonomy places the organism in Eukaryota, Fungi, Ascomycota, Eurotiomycetes, Eurotiales, Aspergillaceae. Bases 223 to 411 code for a protein of 62 amino acids. The transcript is spliced from 3 exons.
GUAGUGAGCUUCCUGUCACUCAUGGCGGCAAGUGCGAGCAACCGUCCUCCUGUUGAGGAAGGCAAGAUGGCCUGACUCGCUGUGCCCCUCGUCUUAUUCUUGGAGGGUGGCCUGCAAGCUCUUUCUUCUCUCUACAUAUGCGAGUCAUCAUCGUGGCCAUUAGUAUGGUCCAAUUUCAAUCGCACCUAUCUGAACCUAUCCACAGGGGCUCCUGGAGCCAGCAUGGGACUCGUGUUCAGAUCUCAUUUGUCCUCGAAUUCCACCAACUCAGUUUUGAGUAUGGACCUUACCGCUUGCGUUCUGGGCAAAGAGGCUGUCCCCAACGGGCGAUCAAGCGUUAUCCUAGGACUGAAAGGCUGCAUCGACGCACUCCAGCACCGAUCAAUUCCGCGGUCCAUCCUCGAGGCUUGAAGGCACAUUAUUGACGAAAGUUCGUGGAGAGAUCUGAUCCUGGAGAGCUUGCCUGAUCUCGAUGGAUCUUUGAAGGAGGUCUAGUGGCUGUGGUAGCUGUCUCGAUCUGUCAGAGGAUUGCGACGGGAGGAACUGCUGGGAGACAAACGGGAGUUGUCGUUUAAGACUACACUUGACGCCGUUUUGCUGGUCACUGGUAUGUUACAGCACUAAUCGGACUGCUUGGCCCCACCGCGGAUUUUCCUCUUC